UCCCUGUUCGAAUUCUUCAAUGAAUGGUACGAUGGCUGCCUCGUCUAAUAGGAUCAUGCUCGGGCCUCUUGUAGCCGCAAUCGACCAGGGCACGAGCUCCACUCGGUUCUUGGUGUUUAAUGCUAAAACUGCGGAGCUGCUUAGUCACCAUCAAGUCGAGAUCCAGCAAAGUUUCCCUAGAGAGGGCUGGGUGGAAGAGGACCCGAAAGAGAUUCUGCAGUCCGUGUACGAGUGCAUGGACCGAACCUGCGAGAAACUGACGCAGCUCAACAUCGAUAUCUCCAACAUCAAAGCCAUUGGUGUGACUAAUCAGCGAGAAACCACGCUGGUCUGGGACAAAGAAACGGGCGAGCCACUGUACAAUGCGGUUGUGUGGCUGGACCUGCGUACACAGUCCACUGUGGAGAGACUCAUCAACAACACGCCAGGCAGGAACAAAAAUCACCUGAAGCACAAGACCGGUCUUCCCAUCAGCACGUACUUCAGUGCCGUGAAGCUGCGCUGGUUAAUGGACAACGUAGAGGAGGUGCACAAGGCCGUGCUUUCACACACAGCCAUGUUCGGGACCAUCGACUCCUGGCUCAUAUGGUGUCUAACUGGAGGAAAGAAGGGAGGUGUCCAUGUAACAGACGUGACCAAUGCAAGCAGGACCAUGCUCUUCAAUAUACACACUAUGGACUGGGAUCCAGACCUCUGCAACUAUUUUGGCAUACCAAUGGAGAUUCUGCCAAAAGUAAGGAGUUCUUCCGAGAUCUACGGUUUAAUGAAAUCUGGUCCCCUCACUGGUGUUCCAAUAUCAGGGUGUCUAGGGGACCAGUCUGCCGCUCUGGUGGGACAGAUGUGUUUUCAGGACGGCCAGGCCAAAAACACUUAUGGGACUGGCUGUUUCCUGCUCAGAAACACAGGAACAAAGCCGGUAAUGUCAGAUCAUGGUCUCUUAACAACAGUAGCGUAUAAACUGGGUCGAGACAAGCCAGCCUGCUAUGCAUUAGAGGGUUCAGUUGCCAUAGCAGGGGCGGUGGUGCGCUGGUUGAAAGAUAACCUCGGGAUUAUACAAAGUUCCACAGAGCUCGAGAAACUGGCCGCUGAUGUUGGAACAUCGUACGGCUGCUACUUCGUCCCCGCGUUUUCAGGUCUCUACGCCCCCUACUGGGAACCGAGCGCCAGAGGAAUCAUCUGUGGUUUAACUCAGUUCACGAACAGGAGUCACUUGGCCUUCGCUGCUCUUGAAGCGGUCUGCUUUCAGACACGAGAGAUCCUGGAUGCGAUGAAUAAGGACAGUGGGAUUCCUCUGACUCAGCUGCAGGUAGACGGAGGCAUGACCUCGAACAGACUCCUCAUGCAGCUCCAGGCUGAUAUUCUCUGCAUUCCAGUCGUGAAGCCGUCCAUGCCGGAGACGACCGCUCUCGGAGCAGCCAUGGCAGCAGGAGCAGCAGAGGGCGUCAGUGUGUGGAGUUUGAAUCCUGAAGACCUCACUGAGGUCACCUCUGAGAAAUUCGAACCCCAGAUCAACCCCGAGGAGAGCGAGUUCCGUUACGCUCGCUGGAAGAAGGCCGUCCAGAGAGCCAUGAACUGGGAGACUACAGAGCCAAUCUGCAAUGGAAACGAGGAAUCUAAUAUCUUCAGUAGUGUUCCGCUGGGCUUUUACAUUCUGGGUAGCAUGUUUAUGUUAAUUGGAGCGAAAUACAUUGCAGGUUACAAGUAAACUUCUUGAAUCCUCUUCGAUGUUGCAUAAUGAGAGAAGAACGUAGGAUUUUAGGUAUGGCCUCUAGUGUCCAGUCGAUAUCAUGCUGUUCAACACUGGGCAAUCCAGCUGUAGCUGCUAAGCUUACAACUUCACUCUCCAGGGACUAUUGGACAACUGAAUCAUCUCUAUGUGACCUCUAAACAAUGAAGGAUGUUUGUUUUUAACUUUUGGUACCUGGUUGCCAUAGCUUGAGGUGUGAGUUGGCGAUUUCUAUGAACAAAACGAACAAAACACUUUUUGAUUUCUGAAGUUGCACUGCACUGUUGUACCCAUGAAGAAACAGCUGGCAGCCUGAACACCUUCAUCUGACUCAAGCUGGUUGCUAUAGCUCCUUGAUCUUCUUUAUGUAGAUUAACUUGUGGCUCAGUCCACAUCUUCAUUAUCAAAUCAUGCAUUAGAAGGUGCCAAUAGUAGGAAUGGUUCAAGAUAUGGGAGCACUAAGGUACAAAUCAUGGCAUGUACUGUAUGAGGAUGUUUUACCUUCAUAGGGUUUUGUAUGGUUGUUCAUUACUGUUCCAUUACUGUGAGAUGCCAAUCCCAAAAUACUGUGGCUCCCAAGGUUGAAAAAGCUCAUACUCAGUCCAAACACAUCUUUUAGUGUUCUACUAGGACGUCAAACAUUUUUAAAAAAUAAUAAUAAAUAAAAAAACACUGGAAUUCAGAAAGUCGGUUCUAAAAAGGACGUCUAGAAAGGAUAGUUGCUAUGUUUUGAAUUUUUGUUAUAUGUUGAGGUCUCUGAGCUUGGGACUGUGCUUUCCCAUAAUGUACUGUGCACAUACAUCACUUUUAAUGCUGAGAAUAUUCACUGAAAGCAGUAAGGUGGUUUGCAAAAAUACCAAUCGAAUCAUUGUGUAAUUAAGUAAUCUAAUGUUAGUUAUGUCAUCUGCGCUAUAUAGCUAGAGGUCUUGUUUGUUUUGUUCCUGGUUAACCUCGAUUGAGAUUUUAAUAAAUAAAAACCAAUUAUAUUUUGGGUUAUUGGCUUAGCUAUCAACUAGGCUUCCAUAGAAUGAAAAAAAACCAACAUCUUGACGUUGUCUUCUUUGUGACGAGGUAUCUGACAAAAUAUGCUUGUAGCUUUAUGCCAUCCAUCCGUUCGUCCAUCUAUUUUCUAUACCGCUUAUCCUACAGGGUCGUGGGGAACCUGGAGCCUGUCCCAGGGGGCAUGGGGCACAAGGCGGGGUACACCCUGGACAGGGUGCCAAUCCAUCGCAGGACACAAUCACACACACAUUCACACACCCAUUCAUACACUAUGGACACUUUAGACAUGCCAAUCAGCCUACCAUGCAUGUCUUUGGACUGGGGGAGGAAACCGGAGUACCCGGAGGAAACCCCCGCAGCACGGGGAGAAAAUGUGUAGUCUGCACACACAGGGCAGUGGCAGGAAUCGAACCCCCGACCCUGAAGGUGUGAGGCAAAUGUGCUCACCGUGCGCCCUGUAGUUUUAUUUUGAACAUCAAAACCAUGUUCAAAAUCUGAUGUAUGGUUAAAUGGUACUGUGUGUUCAGGUACAAAGUUAUAUAUAUUUAAUAUUGCAACGCUCCUUUCAAAACUGAAGCCAUUUGUGCCUCUAGUAAAUUUGGUUAUGCAUGUUCUUAGGACUACAUAAGCCCUUUGUGAAAACUGAUAUAAACCUACAUCUACAUUUUAUAAAGGAUUAUUGCACGUGGUGUCUAGUCAUGUAAGAUUGCGUUUUGAAAAUUUUUUCAGGCUGUCCUGUUGCUGAAAGGAACCAACUAAUGAGACAGAUUGGCAAAAAUAGAUCACUGUAUAUAUUUUCGGGAGAUUACAAGUUCGAAUCCCAACGACGCUACAGCUAUACGGGGCUAGGAACCAAGGGAGCAAACUUGGGAGCUGUGAUCUCUGGGUAAGAGGGAUGAUGUACUCUCUCUUGCUGUCAAUCACAGCAACUUUAGCCAAUCGUGGGUUCUCUGAGCUCAUGUAUGCGGAAGAGGGCAGAUAGCGCUUUCUUCUGAGUGUGUUACGCUGCCUUUUGAGGCAACGUGUGCAGCAGUUUGAAGAGGUGACCCUUCCUGGUUGGUAGCUGUUGUAUGAUCGGGGAGAGCUGGAUGGUGGAUGGAAAUUGGCACGUAACCAAAUUGAGGAGAGAAAAAAUCUACAGAAUCAGCGGUCACGAUGCAUUAACAUAACUGUGCCCUGAAGUGAAAUAACACAACCUUAUGUGUUUUUUUGUCAAAUUGACAAAGCAGUCUUUGUGAUGUAAUAAUAAAGGUUAUGUCAGUUAUCAUAAAGUGCUUAUAAUAGGGGUCAUUUACUUCUAUGAGCACUCUUCUUAAGUAGUGUUAAUGUAAUUGUAAUUAUUUUUCCUUUUGUUUGCGUUUUAAUAACCAUGGUGAUGGUAUUAAUCAUGCCAUUAAAUCUAUUUUUUUUUUCUUUUCUGAUCACCUCUAGUUAACUAUUCCAAUGUGGAGUUAAGUCAUAGUGAUUAAAUUACGUUGUCAUAAAUGAAAAUAUGAAUUCUUCAUUAUCUUUUGAUUACGCAUUAUCGAGGUCAAAAGCCAAUGAACUUAAGAUCGGUUUAUUAGGCACCAUGAUGCUUUGCACUUCGUUUUAUACGGUCAGCCUUUUCACCAACAUACAUUUUUGUAUUUUAUUACAUUUUUUUGUAGAUUUGUAAAAGGGACUUUUUUUUUUUUUUAGACAUUUGUGUUUAACAAGAAUUUAUAAUAUAUUCAUGUGUAUUUUUAUUUAUUUAUUUUUUUAUGCACUUGAAUUGACCCUUACACUGUUUUAGCACUUACCAGUGGCCAGUGUUACUGAGGUAUUUUGUCUCAAAUCAUGCACUUUGUGCACUUUUAGAACAAGUAGCACGUUCAUACUCAGAAAUGAAACAAAUAUACUUGACGUACUAGCAAUUACAACUUUCUCUACACAGUGGAAGGUGGUAUGGUGGUUUUAAAUUUUCUAAAUUGGAGAAUGGCAUGCCACGACAGACCAAAAUGCAAACAAAAAAGUCUAGGUUUAAUAUUUUGGGGUUUUAAAAUUGGUCGUUUCUGUGGAAGCUCUUUUGGUGCAGGUUAACGAUAUGAAGUGAUCUGUCCAUGUGAUGCUUCGCCAUUACUGUUCAACACUUAAACACUUGUUUGAUUUAAGACUUGAUCCUUCAAAAAUAUGGUAUGUAGUACAAGUGCGUAGUGUAUGGUUUAAGAAUAUAGUGCCCCAUGCAGGAUUUGAGACUUUUUUUUAGGGGUUUUCUUUUGUUUGUUUGAUUGUUUUUGUUAUGUUGGAACAAAUGUAUAUUUUGUACAUUUUUGCUUGAAAUUCCCUCAUAUGUAAAAAAUUUUGCUUUUGCUGCACAUUAAAAUGGUGGACUUGGUUAAUA
Messenger RNA from Ictalurus furcatus (blue catfish), 5090 nucleotides. It is a transcript of the gene gk, whose product is annotated as glycerol kinase. The transcript has 20 exons. NCBI's taxonomy places the organism in Eukaryota, Metazoa, Chordata, Actinopteri, Siluriformes, Ictaluridae. Bases 20 to 1705 code for a protein of 561 amino acids. Gene Ontology annotation, molecular function: glycerol kinase activity. Gene Ontology annotation, biological process: triglyceride metabolic process; glycerol metabolic process; glycerol-3-phosphate biosynthetic process. The record is from RefSeq and is a predicted model, not a curated record. Gene Ontology annotation, cellular component: mitochondrion.